Molecule: messenger RNA, 6497 nt
Organism: Strigops habroptila (Kakapo)
Lineage: Eukaryota; Metazoa; Chordata; Aves; Psittaciformes; Psittacidae
Gene: TECPR2
Product: tectonin beta-propeller repeat containing 2
Exons: 20
Coding region: 71-4405 (1444 amino acids)
Molecular function (GO): protein binding
Source: RefSeq, a predicted model, not a curated record
GUUGGAUGGAGCUGUUGGAAUUUCCUUAUGUGGUCAAGUAGAUGUGUUUAUUUCAGCCUUAAAACUGCUGAUGCCAAUGCUUGCUAUGGCAUCUGUGGCUUCACCGGUUAUAUUUAAGGAGUUUUGUCCCUUAUAUUAUCUUCUCAAUGCCAUUCCUACAAAGAUCCAAAAAGGCUUUCGCUCUAUUGUGGUAUACCUCACAGCACUUGAUACCAAUGGAGACUAUAUUGCUGUGGGGAGCAGCAUUGGAAUGCUUUAUCUCUACUGCAGACAUUUAAACCAGAUGAAAAAAUACAAUUUUGAGGGGAAGUGUGAAUCUAUUACUUUUGUAAAGCUGUUGAGUUGUUUUGAUGAUCUGGUUGCUGUUGGUACAGCCUCAGGUCGGGUUGCAGUUUUUCAGCUUGUGUCUUCAUUACCUGGAAGAAACAAACAGCUUCGGAGAUUCGAUGUUGCUGGUAUUCACAAAAGUAGCAUUACAGCGCUAGCUUGGAGUCCCAAUGGCAUGAAAUUAUUCUCUGGGGAUGACAAAGGGAAGAUUGUCUACUCUGCCCUAGACCUAGACCAGGGUAUUUGCAACUCCAACCUUGUAUUGGAAGAGCCAUCUUCAAUUGUCCAGUUGGAUUACAACCAAAAAGUGCUGCUUGUGUCUACUUUACAACGAACUCUACUUUUUUACACAGAAGAGAAAUCUGUCAAGCAAGUUGGAACACAGCCCAGAAAAAACACUGGCAAAUUUGGAGCAUGUUUUAUACCUGGUCUGUGUAAACAGAGUGACCUGACACUAUUUGCUGCCAGACCCGGGCUUCGUCUUUGGAAGUCUGAUGUUCACGGAACUGUUCAGGCCACAUUCUUAUUGAAAGAUGUAUUUGCUGGAGGAAUAAAAGCUUUUGAACUGUAUCCUCGUUUGGAACCACCUGACAGAGGAAGUUACAGCUCCCCAGAGAAACACCUUGGGCUUGUUUCAUGCUUUUUCCGAGAAGGAUGGGUGCUGACCUGGAAUGAAUACAGCAUCUACUUACUAGACACUGUGAACCAGGCUUUGAUUGGUGGCUUGGAAGGAUAUGGUGAUAUUGUGUCUGUGUCCUGUACCAACAAUGAGAUUUUUUUCUUAAAGGGAGAUAGAGACAUAAUACGAAUUUCAAGUAGACCUGAAGGAGUGUCAUCAAUAGGUGCAUCUAUAUCAUCUAGCCCUUCAGUGGAAACAGAUAAAAAAUUGGUUACUUCCCCUUCAGUUACUGGUGAUAAAAAUGACGCUUGUUCUUUAGCGAAAGAUGAGCUGGAAACUCCAACGCUAUCAGAGAAAAGUUUUGAUAGAGCAGGAGACAUGAGCAAUGAAACAAGAAAAAGGGGCUGCUCUGUAGUAAGUGAAUCAAGAAGCAGGAGCAGUUCAAUAAAUUCUGUGGACAGUGGCUCUGGCUUUAUGGUAUGUGCAGACCAAUUUUCAGAAGCUCAGAGAGAAUGUCAGCUUUCUUCACAACGGUUCAGCACAAUCAGUUCUGAAGAUUUUGAUCAAGAACUCAUUGUAAAGCCAAUUAAAGUGAAAAAGAAGAAAAAGAAGAAACAAGAAAGUGGGACCAGGAAAAACCACAGCUCUCUGGAAGGAACACCAAUUUAUGAGCGUCAGCUUUCUGGUGAUAGUCCACAUUCAUUGAAUGCAGACUCCUUUUCCAUCACUUCCAGCCUAAUGAGUGGCAGCACUGAUCGUUUGAGUACUGGAUCUCCAGAUCAGGAAAGCAUGUGCAGUGUGGAGUCCCAUACCAUCUUGCAUGAAGAUAAUGGUUCGGAAACUUUCAGUGUCCUACAGUCUCCUGAGUCUGCAACUGUACUAAUUAAUGCAGAAAAUGGAGAUACGGUUGAUAUACAGAAACUUCCAAACAGUGACAGUGGCAUGGGUACUUCAGCUGUUAUAGAUACUUUGACAUCUGACUCUCCUCUAAUCCUCACAGAAGACUUGACAAGCAGUGUUGAUGGUGAAUGUAACGGUAGCAUGGUUUCUGCAAGCAAUGAAAGCUGUCUUAGAAAGCUGAGCCAAGAGGAGGAGCAGGAUUUUCCUACAUUGUGUAAAAUAGAUGAAAACCUAGAUAAUUUGAAGCUGCAGGAUACUGAAAAAUUUUUUGAAGAGCCAGACCUUACAGACCAAAUGUUUUUGGAAUGUGACAGUGCACUUGGUGUUCAGACAUCACUGACACCAAAGGAGAAUGAUGGAACUGGUAGGGAAGAUCAGCAACAACUCUCUCUAAUACACAGCGCUCUGUCAGAUCCUUCUGUGCUCCACUUUGACAUCUGUAACCAUGUUUAUUCCGAUAACACUUCCAUUUCUGGGUGGAAUUUUGAAGGUGCAAUCAAAGCUAAAUCUAGUACUAGCACUGCUGAAUGGGUAAGAGACACUCAUGACGGUAAGACUGAGAAAUCUGCCUCUAGUGAUGAAGAGGAUAUUUAUGGGCAUGGAUUACCAUAUUCAUCCUCAGAGACCAGCAUGCCUGAAGUUGGUGCUGGGCCUGGUUCCCAGGAUGUGGCCAAGAAAAGCCCAGAUGAAAUGGCGCUGUUAAAAUCUGAUCAGUUUGCAGAGAGCUGGAUGGGAUACUCUGGCCCUGGUUAUGGCAUCCUGAGCUUGGUUGUCUCAGAAAAAUACAUUUGGUGCCUGGACUACAGAGGCAGCCUGUACUGCAGCGCGCUGCCCGCCGCAGGGCUGCGGUGGCAGAAAUUCGAGGAGGGGGUACAGCAAGUGGCAGUUUCCCCUUCAGGGGCUCUUCUCUGGAAGAUUGAACAGAAGACUAACAAAGCAUUUGCUUGUGGAAAAGUAACUAUAAAAGGAAAACGCCACUGGUAUGAGGCCCUACCCCAAGCUGUGUUUGUAGCUUUAAGUGAUGACACUGCCUGGAUUAUCAGAACAAAUGGAGACCUGUAUCUGCAAACAGGCCUGAGUGUGGAUCGUCCUUGUGCCCGAGCAGUAAAGGUUGACUGCCCUUGUCCACUGUCGCAGGUUACAUCCAGAAAUAAUGUUGUGUGGGCACUGAGUGAGCAGCGGGCCCUGCUGUACCGGGAGGGAGUACGCAGCUUUUGUCCUGAAGGAGAACAAUGGAAGAGUGAUAUUGUCAGUGAAAUGCAAGCUUUGGAACCAGUGUGCAUAACCCUUGGAGAUCAGCAGACAUUAUGGGCUUUGGAUAUCCAUGGAAAUCUGUGGUUCAGAACUGGUAUAGUUUCAAAGAAACCACAAGGAGAUGAUAACCAUUGGUGGCAAGUAAGCAUCACUGAUUAUGUAGUGUUUGACCAGUACAGCCUGUUCCAGACCAUAAUCCAGGCAACUCAAACAGUGGCAACAGCAGCUCAGGCACCUGUGGAGAAGGUGGCCGAUAAACUUCGAAUGGCAUUUUGGUCACAGCAGCUUCAGUGUCAACCCAGCCUCCUUGGAGUUAAUGGCAGUGGAGUCUGGAUCUCUUCUGGCAAAAAUGAAUUCCAUGUGGCAAAGGGAAACUUAAUAGGCACUUACUGGAAUAAUAUUGUGCCUCGUGGCACUGCUUCUGCCACAAAAUGGAUUUUUGUGAUGGCUUCCACAGCUUCAUCUAAAGAAGGAAGCUUUCUGUGGCUGUGCCAAAGCAACAAGGAUCUGUUUUGUGUCAGUGAUCAGAAUCCUCAGUUUCGUCCUUCUACGGUGCAGCUGCCACCAGAGGCUGAAAUGGUGCACUACUCUGCCUGCCAGGAUGCCAUUUGGGGUUUGGAUAGUCUUGGGCAGGUAUUUAUCAGAACACUUUCAUCCAGCUGUCCAACAGGGAUGCACUGGACAAAACUGGAUCUCUCUCAACUAGGUACUGUAAAGCUGAUCAGCUUGACCUGUGGAAAUCAGCAUGUUUGGGCCUGUGACACCAGUGGUGGUGUUUAUUUCCGUGUAGGAACACAACCUUUUAACCCAAGUUUGAUGCUUCCUGCAUGGAUAAUGAUUGAGCCACCUAUACAGCCAGUAGGGAUCAACCUGGUCAGCAUUCAUUCAAGUCCAAAUGAUCAGAUGUUGUGGGCAAUUGAUAGCAAAUGGAAUGUCCAUGUACGAGUUGGAAUUACAGAUGAAAUGCCUGUAGGCACUGACUGGGAACAUGUACCAGGUUUGCAGGCUUGUCAGCUGGCUGUAAGUACAAGGACUGUUUGGGCACGCUGUCCUAAUGGAGAUGUAGCUCGUCGAUACGGCAUUACUGACAAGAAUCCGGCAGGAGACUACUGGAAGAAGAUUCCUGGAAAUGUCUCACGUUUAACAGUGACCCCUCUGGAUGAACUGUGGGCGAUCAGUACUUCAGGAUCCCUUCUUCAGCGCCUCACUAAGACCUUUAGCCAUUCCCACAGUUUGCAGAAAAAUAAUGACACUUCUGUUCUGCUUCACCCUGAUGAUUUUGAAGAUGAAUGGGAAGUGAUAUGAAGUCUCUCAAGCUUGUGAAGCAGUGAAAAAAACCAACAAAACAGGAGGACAAUUUCUAUAACGUAUGUACAGAAUGUUGGAUCUAAAAGCCACUCAUAUUGGACCCUGCGAUAUUAGCACUUUUGUAUUAAAAAACUGAUCUGUUAAUAGCCCCCAAGCUGUGAGUUCUGUUGGUUGUUCCCUUAUCUCUUGGGAGACUCUUUAGGUGUGGCAUACCACAAUUGUUAUACUGUACUACUGUAGAACCUCCUUUGGAAAUAUAACUCUUAAGUUAAUCUUACUAGCAAUGAAAGUGACUACUUCACAACAGCAUGCACACUAAUACAUGUGUAGUUAUUUUGAGAAGAAAUUCUGUUUCAUUAAAUAUUUCUCUACAGCAGAAACAUUAAGCAUUUCUCAACUUCUUCUUGUACUUGGAACUCCAAACUGAUUGGAAUGCUGUCUGACUGUUGUACAUAUAUUUAGAAUUAUUUUCCCUUGCAGCAUGGAAGAAAAUAUGGCAAAGUAUUUCUUAGCAAGAUCUCAGAACAUCAUGAUUACAGAGCAUUGGUGUUGAAAUGAACUUGUUUUGAUCCAUUUCCAUAUAAAUAUAUGCAAGGCUAUACUAACCUUCCAUUUGUAGAAAUUUGGUUCAUAAUUUGACUUCAUUCACAAGGGAGAAGUUUGGAUUACACCUAAUAUCAGGGGGACUUUUGCCCAUUUCUCAUAGCCAUCAGGAAGCUGACAGGUUGCGGGGGAUAAGUCCCACUUUGGAAUAGGAAGAAGUUGCAUGUUGGGUUGUAGUACAAAGCAGGAAUGUAUAAGGCAGCUUUCAUAAUUCCUGUUGUGCUGUAUUUGUGCCUCCAGCCAGUGCUUUAACAUUUGGACUCAAAUUGUUUUGAGUACUGUACUUAGAUGUAUUAAAAGGAAAAAUGGUAAUUGAUAGAAUUACCUAUAUAUCCCAUUAAAAAUUGUGAUAUUGUGAGAAAAUACUUAACAAUAUUCUGAUUUUUAGCUAUGUUAGCUAAAUUUUGAAGUGUCUUAUACUUAACAGAUGUUGCAGCAGAGGUAUGUGAUGAACUGGGAAAUAACCUAAGUUAAUCAUUGCAGUUUAUUUUUCUUUAAGCUAAAUCUUCUUUGAAAGAUACCUCAUCUUUUUUAAGCAAUAGAAAUAUAGAUGAGAGAACCUGAGUUUGGUAUGUAGGUGGAGGAGUUAUUUUGUGUUUGUUCUAAGCUUAUAAAUCAUCAGAAUGUUUUAAGCAGCUGCUAACCAAUAAUGUAAAAGAGCCAGUUUCAGAAAAGGCCAAGAGUUGAAAAGUGGGGAUGUUUCUGUUUUGAGAACUUAAUACAUAUGGAAAAGGAUGUGUUUUCUUUUUAACCUUUGUUCUCUUUCAGAAUAGUUCAUGUGCGUACUGCACUAAACUUGGAACAAACAUGGUGCAAGGUGAGAAUGUGAAUCAGUGGAGAGAACCAAGUUAUGUCAGUUUGGUUUUAUUAGUACUUGUGAUGCUGGCUAUCAGUUCUCAGUCUGAUCUUUCAGUCUUACAGGGAGUACAGAUUUGUUUCCCUUUUACAGAUGAUAUGUUUGCUUCAUUGCUAUCUCAUCCGUAUAUGGAGAUUACCCCAGAGGGUUUUUUUAGCCUGUCUGGCAGUGAAUUGUAAUAGAAUCAGCUUGUGAAGUAACCCGGUCUGUUUUAUGCAAGCAUAGCUUGGUAUCUUGAGAACGCCAAGAAGCUGGAAUUCAGCUUAAAAGUAUCUUGUGGCAGACCUGAGUCAGUCACUUUGGAGAAGGGACAUGAGUACUUCUCUGUGCCCUGCCAAGCACCAGAUGCUCAAGUACAAUGACGGUAUUUAAUAGUGACACUUUUGUAUUACGUUUUUCAAAGUCAUCUUAGAAAUGGCUUGAGCUUGCUAGUUGUUUGUUUACUGUAUAAUACUGUACCUUGCUAUGGUCAUUAAUAUUAAAUUGGUGUCAAGAGCUCUUAUAAGACUACUUUUUAGGGUAGUUUUAAUGAAAUUAGGAUGGGUUUUUUACUUUUAUUUCUGUAUUUAGGUUUUUUGUUUUGUUUGUGCUUUGAGACAAGUGCAAUAAACUAGAUUUUUAAGAAAUAAA